This is a messenger RNA of Gavialis gangeticus (Gharial), 3016 nucleotides long. RefSeq names its product DnaJ heat shock protein family (Hsp40) member C10 (gene DNAJC10). The coding region runs from base 310 to 2712 and encodes 800 amino acids. NCBI's taxonomy places the organism in Eukaryota, Metazoa, Chordata, Crocodylia, Gavialidae. The record is from RefSeq and is a predicted model, not a curated record. Gene Ontology annotation, molecular function: disulfide oxidoreductase activity. Gene Ontology annotation, cellular component: endoplasmic reticulum. Gene Ontology annotation, biological process: protein folding in endoplasmic reticulum. The transcript has 23 exons.
CCCGGCUCGGCCCGGCCUCCGCCUUCCCUUCCCUUCCAGUUUCUUCGCCUUGCAGCUCCUGCCGGCUCGGCGCCUGCAGCCGGGGACGCCGGCGCGGCGGGACGUCGCCCAGUGGCAGAGACGCAGCAGGGUUAUAAUUCUUACAAAACAGUUAUGAUGUGACAACUAUGGAUUAGGACAACCACAAUCUUAAAGACAUCCCGCUUAAAAUAAAUAUACACUUAUCUUCUGAAUAUCUUGCACUUAUUGGCAAUAUUUCUUGGAAGUCAACUUGGCUUGCAAUCUGUAUAACUUUUGAAAAGCUUCAUAAUGGAGUUCUCAUUAUCCAAAGGAGGUUUCGUUAGAGAUUUCCAUAGACCAUUAUUAAUACUUUUAGUUUUCACAUAUCUGAUAGCUCUCGUUUGCACUGAUCAGGACUAUUACAGUUUACUUGGAAUAUCCAAAGAAGCAAGUAGUAGAGAAAUAAGACAGGCUUUCAAAAAAUUGGCAUUAAAGUUGCAUCCUGAUAAAAAUCAGAAUGAUCCACGUGCACAUGAAAACUUCUUGAAAAUAAAUAGAGCUUAUGAAGUAUUAAAAGACGAAGACCUACGAAAGAAGUAUGAUAAAUAUGGAGAGAAAGGCCUUGAGGAUCACCAGCAAGGAGGUCGAUAUGAAAGCUGGAACUUUUAUCGCUAUGAUUUUGGUAUAUAUGAUGAUGAUCCUGAAAUUAUAACAUUGGACAGAGGAGAAUUUGAUGCCGCUGUUAACUCUGGAGAGUUAUGGUUCAUAAAUUUCUAUUCCCCUCGAUGUUCACACUGCCAUGAUUUAGCUCCUACGUGGAGAGAAUUUGCUAAGGAAAUGGAUGGAGUAAUACGCAUUGGAGCUGUGAAUUGUGGUGAUAAUCGAAUGCUCUGUCGAAUCAAAGGAAUUAAUAGUUAUCCAAGUCUCUAUGUUUUCAAAACUGGAAUGAAUCCAGUGAAAUAUUUUGGAGACAGGUCAAAGGAGAGCUUAAAGAGUUUUGCCAUGCAGUAUGUCACAAGCACAGUGACAGAGUUAUGGGCAGGAAACUUUGUCAGUGCUAUUGAAACUUCAUUUGCUUCUGGCAUUGGCUGGCUGAUCACUUUCUGUGCUGAUCGUGGAGAUUGCCUGAGUUCCCAAACACGCCUUAAAUUAGCUGGCAUGUUGGAAGGUCUUGUUAACAUAGGCUGGAUGGACUGUGCUACCCAGGGUGAGCUUUGUGAUAAUUUGGAUAUCUCGUCUAGUACUACUGCAUACUUCCCCCCAGGAGCCACCUUAAGUAAUAAAGAGAAAGGAGGUGUUCUGUUCCUUAACUCCUUGGAUGCAAAAGAGAUAUAUUUAGAAGUAAUGCAGCAUCUUCCAGAUUUUGAAAUGCUCUCUGCAGUCACAUUAGAGGACCAUCUGGCUCACCACCGGUGGCUGCUUUUCUUUCAUUUUGGUCAGAGUGACAAGUCAAAUGUGCAUGAAUUUAAAAAACUGAACUUCCUACUUAAAGAUGAACAUAUUCAAGUUGGCAAGUUUGACUGUCUUUCAGCACCAGACAUCUGCAGUAAUCUAUACGUCUAUCAGCCAUGUCUCGCUGUCUUUAAAGGAAAAGGAAUGAAAGAUUAUGAAAUUCAUCAUGGAAAGAAGAUUUUAUAUGAUAUAGUUGCAUUUGCCAAAGAGAGUGUAAACUCUUACGUUAUCACACUUGGACCUCAGAAUUUUCCUGGCAAGGAAAAUGAGCCAUGGCUUGUUGACUUCUUUGCACCUUGGUGUCCUCCUUGUCGAGCUUUACUACCAGAGUUAAGAAAAGCAUCAAAACACCUUUAUGGUCAACUUAAAUUUGGCACACUGGACUGUACAGUCCACGAAGGGCUCUGCAAUAUGCAUAAUAUUAGAGCAUAUCCAACAACAGUGGUGUUCAACCAGUCUAGCAUUCAUGAAUAUGAAGGACAUCACUCUGCUGAGCAGAUUUUGGAGUUUAUAGAGGAUCUCAGGAACCCAUCAGUGAUCUCCCUAACACCAGACACUUUCAAUGAACUAGUAAAAAGAAGAAAGAAAGAUGAAAUCUGGAUGGUGGAUUUCUAUGCUCCAUGGUGUGGUCCUUGCCAAGCUUUAAUGCCAGAGUGGAAAAGGAUGGCCAGGUUGUUAAAUGGACUAAUCAAUGUUGGCAGCAUGGACUGUCAAAAAUAUUUUUCUUUCUGUCAUCAAGAGAAUGUUCAGGGAUAUCCUGAAAUAAGACUCUUUCCCCAAAAAGCAAACACAGCUCAUCAUUAUUACAACUACAAUGGCUGGCACAGGGAUUCACACUCGUUGAGAAGCUGGGCAUUAGGUUAUUUACCUCAAGUAUCUGUAGAUCUGACACCUCAGAGUUUCACAGAAAAAGUUUUGCAUGGCAAGGAUCAUUGGGUCAUUGAUUUUUAUGCUCCUUGGUGUAGCCCUUGCCAAAGUUUUGCUCCAGAAUUUGAGGUCCUAGCCAGGACUGUUAAAGGAAAAGUUAAAGCUGGAAAAGUUGACUGUCAGGCUUAUGCUCACACCUGCCAAACUGCUGAUGUCAGAGCCUACCCUACUGUUAAAUUUUAUCCCUACCAAGGAGCAAAGAAAAAUGUUGCUGGGGAGCACAUAAACAGCAGAGAUGCAAAAGGCAUAGCUGAUAUUCUGAUUGAAAGACUAGAGGCCAUUCAGAAUAAAGGAAGGAGAAACAAAUCUCCUAGAAACAAGGAUGAACUUUAAGGAGUAUUGAAGGUGGAUAAAAUUCAACAUAUACUGAAGCUGUGACAAUAGAAAGCACCAUGAUUCAAAUAUAAAUUAGGUCCAGUUCAUGAUAGAACAAGAAAAACUGAUUAGUUGGAAUUCAUGGGUACCUGGGUUUGUCUGCAUGAUUUCUAAAAGAUUUUGCAGUGGAAGGAUUCCAAGGAUCUGUAAAGGGACUCUGCCUCCCCCAUUUGCUCAGACCAGCCAUGUACCAAGGAAGGUUUUCUCCUGGUCUAGGUCUUGGGAUCAUUCAGUAAUGAAAUGAUGUGGUGUUCAUCCUCUG